AUGUUUUUGUUCCCUUUCCUCCAAAGCAAAGACAUUGCUGAAAGGAUACAGAAAGUGUUGGAGAGCCCAGGGCCCUUCUUUGACCUCAAGUCGGACGGCUCUUCCAGUCCCAGCUCCCCAGAAUUCCCCAACAGGAAGAACAAGUGAGUUGAGAACAAAAGAACGCUGGGAAGCCUUGUGUAAAGUGGGGGGGGGAGGGAACCUCCACCCUGCUAUGUUAUAUUAACAGGAAAGUGAUUGGGCCAAUGUAGAGUAGUGGACUAAGCCUUUGGAAACCAGGGUUCAAAUCCCCAGUUGGCUAUGAGGCUCACUGGGUGACUUUGGGCCAACGGCUGUCUCUCAGCCCAAGCUUACCUCACAGGGUUGUUGUGAUGAUAACAACGAGGAGAACAAUGUAUACCACCUUCAGCUCCUGGGAGAAAAGUUGAGAUAUACAUUUAACGAACAAUAAACAGUGCUUCAUUUUUAAAUGUGCGUAUUGAGCUCUAACGAACUAGAGGACCUGAGCAAGUCUGGGCAGGCUUUUAAGACUUCUCACAAAGUUAGGCUUUUGUCACAGAGGCUUAUGAACUGUAAUGCUGGGCUGGUGGCCCUUGAGAUUUAUGAGAGUGAUGAUUUGGGGCUUGUGUGUUCCUCCAGCAGAACGCUCUCCGGUCAGACAUCAGGGUAUUGUGUGAUGCAGCCCUUGUCCCGUUCCUCGUCCAAUGUGAGCAGCUGUUGCAGCGGAGUGAGAGAAAAUGAGACGUCGGAGGAGGAGGAGAACGAGGCGGUCAGUGUGGGGUCUUGGAAAUCCCCUUUCCACUCAAGUAGUCCUCCUGUCCCAGCUGAGCAGCUGCAGCAUCCUCUAAGGCCCGUUCCCCAUUUCUCUUGUGCAGGAGUUGAUGUGUUCCCUUGAAGGUCCCCAAAAGCAGGAGUCCCUGACUCAGAGCGCGUGGUUAGACGAUAGUGUCUGCACACCCAGCAGUACCAGCUCACCAGGUAAAAACCAAACGAGUUCUUGCAGGUUCUAGGACAAGACUUGUUUGGGUGAACUAAUGUGUCACCUUUGCAUUAUCAUUGCUGCUGCAAAGCCAUCCCACAUUGCACUGACAGCGAGUAGAUGGGAACUUUCCCAUGUUGAUGUCCCUCAUGGAGGAAGGAUGAAAGCACAAGAAGGACUCCUGUGCCUAUUUGCAUGAGAAGGACGUGGCUACAAUUUUCCAAGUGAACCAAAGAUUCACUAUCCUUUUGAAAAAACCCCAUUUCUGACCAAGAGGCAGGAAUCGUUUGAGAAUGACGGCUGUCUUUCCUUGCAGCUGGAAAGCAGUAUCACACUUUCAGCUGCUGAAGAAUUACCUGGUUUCUUUACAAUAUGCUAAAGCAAAUCAAAUACAUCCUCUUUUCUUUCUCUUGAUUCUACUUCCUCCUGACACAUCCUAGAGAGGUGGGCUCUGGCUAAAGGCAUGAAUAAAAUGCAGCAUCGACCAAUGACCCAAUGUGGUACAUUCCUUUCUUACAGGGACCAGCCACAUGCUUCUGGCAGCUUGAAGGCAAUAUGCCUCUCCUACUGGUGUUCUCCAACAACUGGUGUUUAGGGAUACAAUGGCUUUGCAUCUGGAAGUUUCAUUUAGCCCUCGUGACCAAGAACCAUUAAUGGACAUGUUCUCUGUUUUGUUUUUUUUGUUUUUUGUUUUUUUUUUAGAAUUGAUAUUUAUUAAAUUUUCAAAAAAUAACAAGUAACAACAAAAAUUUCCAAAAAAGUUUGAAAAUACAAAAAAAACAAAAAUAAUACAGAAAUAAUAAAGAAGAAAAAACCCAGCCGCAAAAAAAGAAAAAAAGAAAAACAGAAAAACAGAAAUAUAAAAUCCUUUACGAUCUCCAUUAACUUCCUUUCUAGACUUCCUCCUCCUACCCUCUCUAGUAUCUUAGUAUUUAAUUUUAACAGCAAAACCUAACUGUUUUUAAAUAACAAACAAUAAUUGCGUUUCAUAAUUCAAUAAUCCCUCUUGUCAUAUAAAAACUUUAAAACUCAAAGCUUAUAUUCAAUAUUUAGCAAAUUCUUACAUCAUUACCUUUUUCAAAUCAUUUACCAAUCCUUACUUAAGUCAUAUAAUUUCAUUCAACAUCCUUCAAACAUUUAUAAACAUUCCCAAUAUUAAAAAAUAAGAAAGAAAAAACAAUAAGUCAGAUUCAAUCCAGUCAACUUCCAGCCUCCCCUCCCCUGGACCCGGGAUUGUCAGUCCUUUUAACCUCAUUAAUCCGGCUCCUUAACCUGGUUGUCUCGUAUCCGAGGCCCUCAAGUCUCUUUCUUGCCCCUUUCGCCACUCUUGUUGAUAUUUCCCUUUCAGUCGUGGAUACUCCAGCAAGAAGAUGCUUUUGACUCUUUGCAGCAAGUCCAUCCCAAACCCAUUACCCAAGCCAGACAGCAGAUAAUACCACUUCCAAUUUCCACAAAACUUGGAGACUUCGACUACUCCAAUCCUCUGAUGGCCCAUCACUAGACUCGGAAAGUCCAAAUAACCAUAUGGAGGGUGUCAAUCCAUCCCCCAUUUCCAAAUCUGACCACAUUUCAUCUUUCCGAAUCAGGUUUGUCCCAAGUUCAUUUAUCAAGUUCAAAGGCUGAUCUUGCCCAUCCAUAGGUCCCUCCAUCUCUGAAGCCUCCGUCGCUACAGCAG
Messenger RNA from Podarcis lilfordi (Lilford's wall lizard), 2654 nucleotides. The record is from the annotation of a GenBank genome assembly. Lineage: Eukaryota; Metazoa; Chordata; Lepidosauria; Squamata; Lacertidae.